AUGGAUAAGCAAAAGCAUCUAACUAAUCACUCCAGUCAGGAUUCCUCAGCCCGCAUAAUUAAACCUUAAGACGAUUAUAAUUUCGUUCUUAAAGGAGCUAAGAUGGACAUUAUUUAGCCAACGAAGGAGGACUUAUAGGAGUAUGAGCAAUUUAAAAGUAAUCAAUUGUCUGUAAUUAACUUUAUUAUAGAAAAAAUGAAUUAAGAAUAGAACCAAAUGUUGACUCAGAAAGUUAAUAGUAAUAUCAGUCCAGAUAACCUAUAGAUUAAUAUUUUGUCUGAUAAUGAUGACUCUUCCUCAAAUUCAUCAUUAGAAAAUCUAGGGGCUGAUCUGAACGAGGAUUUAAAUGUAGUAGAAGAGUCGUUCGAGGAAGAGUCAGCUUUAGUGAAUCAGAUUAAUCAGUCAAAUUAUGGAUGUGAAAAAGUAGGAGUCGAAGGUGAUGAACCUCAUAACAUCUCCAAUAACUUAAUCAAUCUACCCAGUCGAUAUGAAAAGGAUAUCAAGAAAAAUAUACAAAUAGACGAAAUUUUUAUUAAUAAUGGCAACAAGGACAUGGACUUAAGUACUAAAAUAGCUCCUGAAAGCGAUAGGCAGAUUGAUGAAAAGAAAGCUAAAAAGAAGAUCAAAGUUGUUAGGCCUAAAAUUUAAAAAGAUGAAGUAGAGCUUGGCGAGAGUAAAAAAAAGAAGAAAAAAAGCAAGUAAAAAAGAUUAACCAUGAAUGUCUCACAGACAAAGUACUAUGUCGUCCGUUAUGUAGCUAAAAAUAUAUACAACAUGAGAUUAACUCAUAAUGACGAAGAAGAUUGGGAUAUAUGCUGGUAGGACGGAGCUGUUCAGUGUGAAAGACUUUAUAAGAUGAAACCGUAUUAGAGAAUAAAUCAUUUCGCAGGAAUGUAUGCUCUAGCUAGGAAAAAUCACUUGGCCAGAAAUCUUGGAAGAAUGCAGAAGAAGUUUCCAGAUGACUAUAAAUUUUUUCCCUAGACAUUCCUUUUACCCUCUGAGUAUUCUGAUUUCAGAAACUUAUUCUAGAAUAAAAAAAAGAUGAACAAAACUUUUAUUGUCAAACCAGAAGCCUCAUGUUAAGGUCGAGGUAUUUUCUUGACUAGAAAUCUUGAUGAUGUAAACCCUUACGAUCACUAUGUUAUUUAAAGGUAUCUUCACAAGCCAUUCUUAAUAGAAGGACUCAAAUUUGAUCUUAGGAUCUAUGUAUUCCUUUGUGGUGUAGAUCCACUGAGGAUAUUAAUGUAUAAAGAGGGUCUCUCAAGAUUUGCAACUGAAACUUAUCAACCUCCCAACAAUAACAACCUUGAUAAUCUUUACAUGCAUCUGACUAAUUAUGCAAUUAAUAAAACUAGCAGCAAAUUCAUUUAAAAUAAGAAUGAAGAUGCAGAUGAUGUAGGACACAAGAGAAGUUUAACUUAUGUCUGGAGAUAUUUGGAAGAACUAGGUCAUGAUGUAGAGUAGGUUUAAAAAGAUGUAAGGCAGACAAUAAUAAAGACUAUAUGCGCCGUUCAACCUCAACUAGCACAUAUUUAUAAAUCUUGCCAACCUGAUGAUGUUGAAAAUUCGAUGUGCUAUGAAAUACUUGGGUUUGAUAUUUUUUUCGACGCAAAUUUAAAACCAUGGAUUCUAGAGGUUAACCACUCACCAUCAUUCAGUACUGAUUCUCCUUUAGAUUUCAAAAUAAAGAAAAAUCUGAUUUCUGAUACCAUAAGAUUAUUGAAUCUUUCAUGGGCUAAAAAGCAAUAGUAUAAAAAGCAGAAAUAAUUAGAGUUCUAAAAAAGAGCAUUGAAAGGAAAGCCUAGAAUAACUCAUGAAGAACGUGAAACAAUAAAAUAAAAAAGAAUUAAGAAAAGAGAUAAUUUUGAGAAAAAGAACUUAGGUGAUUAUGAAUUGAUAUUUCCAUCUGAAGAGAACAACCUAGAUGAUUAUUAAAAGUAUCUAACUUUUGCAAAGAUUUCAUGGGAGGAUUUUAACUAGGGCACAUUUAAAAAGUAAAAACAAAAUGAAAGCUAAAUAUAACUUUCUUAGCAACAGCUAUCUGGUACUAAUCUCAGUGAAAAUAAUAAAAGUAGUGUUUUGAGUACUAAAGAUGAUAAGAAAAAGGUUCCAGGGUUUAUAUCAGAAGUAGGUAGUUUGAUUGAAAAAGGUAGUGUUUUACAUUCAGCUUAGAAAAAUAUGCAAAAACCUUAAUCAGCCAGAAGAGAGAAUAAAUAGGAUAGUCUGCAUCGAAAAGAUUCCUUGAAGGAUUUGACUUAGACAAUAAAUCAUAAGGAUUAAUUUUCAGAUCCAAAUCAAAUUGAUCAUCGUGGCAUCAGUCAACGUUAUAUGAUUUAGGAAAAUAACAAUUAGAUUUAGCAAUAAAUUUUGGAGUCUAACUAUAAUUCUACCUCAGACUAUACUCAGGCACCAAAUACACUUCCCAAAGCUAAGUAAGCACACAUAAGACCACCAUCAGGUAGAGUAAGAAUCUAACUUGAUCCGAACUCAUCAGAGUUUUAUAAUAAUAGCACUAAUAAAAGAGAAAGCAGACAGAUGGUUUAGAUUGUUACUAAAUAGAAUUCAAAAGGGAAAAAUGAAUAAAUAGACCUUACAGACUCUAAAUACAAUCCAUCAACUGCCAUUUAGACUACAUCCUUGUCCCUUUAAAAUUCUUAAAAUAUCAAUUAGACAGCAAAAUCAUUGCUUUAAGUUUAACCAAGAUACUAGGAGGAUAUUACUUUAAAUAAUACUCUACAUUAAAUUAGCAAAACAACUCAGAAUAAAGAUCCAAACAUAUAAAAAUCUCAUAAUAACAAUCAAACUGUAAGUAAUAUCUACAAAAACAGCUACUCAAACCUUGAUAAAUAAAUCAACUUAAAGCCAAUAAACACUUUUGAGAGAUUUCUGAAAAAUCUUACAGCAGGAGGGGUGACUGCAGGAAACUCUUAAAUGAUAUUGAGUAAAGAUUCUUCAAAUUCAGCAUAGGCACUUAAUCACUUACCGCAAGGAAGAACUAGCUUCUAGUAUGAUGCAGAUAUGAAUAUAAAAUCAAUAAAUUCAAGCGGAGUAAUUUUAGGUUAGAGUAAUGGGUAAGCAGAUAAUAAUAAUUAUAAUGCAAUGAGAGGAAACCUUUACAAACCUAGAAUCUAAAUAAGUGCGGACAGAAAGAGGACUUAAAGCUAAAAUAGAGCUAACUCUGCGAAGGUAGCUCAAAAUUAAAAUAUACCUUAAAGAACAACGUUAUAAAAGGAGGAUAACUACUAAAAUAAUACAGUACUCUAGACCAAUAGCAAUAAUUAUCGGAACCUCACUAAAAAUGGUAAGCAUUAUUCAAUUAAAGUUACUUAUAGAUGGUUCUUUGCAUAUUCCGUAAAAGUAAAUUGUUUUGUCAAAGUAAGAUUAGUAAUGGUAAGCAUCAUAAAAGAGUUACAAUCCAAGACUACAGUAUCCUCAUUACAAAUACAGCAGUUUUUCCUAAAACCAAGAUGA
This is a messenger RNA of Stylonychia lemnae, 3471 nucleotides long. Lineage: Eukaryota; Ciliophora; Spirotrichea; Sporadotrichida; Oxytrichidae. The record is from the annotation of a GenBank genome assembly.